Messenger RNA from Desarmillaria tabescens, 1160 nucleotides. RefSeq lists its product as uncharacterized. The record is from RefSeq and is a predicted model, not a curated record. The transcript has 6 exons. Gene Ontology annotation, molecular function: metalloendopeptidase activity. Gene Ontology annotation, cellular component: endoplasmic reticulum membrane. Bases 7 to 972 code for a protein of 321 amino acids. Lineage: Eukaryota; Fungi; Basidiomycota; Agaricomycetes; Agaricales; Physalacriaceae. Gene Ontology annotation, biological process: CAAX-box protein processing.
AUCACCAUGCUCGUCGCGCCACUAUUUUCCGAGACUCAAGGCCACUUUCUCGCUUUCUGUUUCACUGUUACUUACGUCGGUUCGCUCUACUUGUCUAAGAAUGCGCGUCUUUCCUUCGUUGCUUGGUCGACACACGUACAUGAGGGAACUACGCGUCAGAGACAGCUGAAUGAGCGCUGGAGGGACGAUGCCGACGUGAUUAGAGCGCGACUGCUCGCAGUGUCGCUGGCGACAAUAGCGUCGUGCUUCUGGAUUUUCCAAACAUUGUGGCCGUUAUAUGGAGUGAGUGGCAUGUUCCUAAUGUUGGAGCCUCUCCAUGUCACAUUCUUUAGACUUGGGUUUAUAUUCUCUCACCCCAUAAAAGCGCAUCUCGUUACACCUCUGCUUUUCAUCGGCCCCUUCUAUUCUCGCUACCUGUAUCAAAUCCUUCCAUUCCAACGAUACUGGAAUACAGAGUCGACUAUCAACAAAGUCGUUUCUCUCUCUGGUCUCCGCAACUAUCUUGUGGCUCCAUAUACAGAAGAGGUUGUUUUCCGUGCAUGCAUUCUAUGCAUUUAUCAUCUCUCAGGUAUAUCUCGACUGCGUAUGAUUAUCCUGGCUCCACUGUGGUUCAGUUUGGCUCACUUUCACCACGCUUGGGACCUUUACAAUCGCUGCGGCCGUACGUGGGUUGCAGUAAAGCACGCUGCCAUGGCUAUUUCAUUCCAGUUGGUCUACACCAGCUUCUUUGGGUCCCAUUGCGCAUAUCUCUUCCUCCGUACCGGAUCCAUAUUUCCGGCCAUCACCUCCCAUAUUUUCUGCAAUUUUAUGGGCGUACCCCAUCUCCCACUAGAGCUGGUCGUCUUUCCUGAGCAAAGAAAAGCAAUCUUUGGGACGUAUGCGUUGGGCCUAUUAGCAUACAUCUUUGCCAUGAUUCAGUGGACUAGCUCCUCCGACAGUUUGUAUUGGCGCCCUCCCAGGAGUUUGCUUUAAUCUAAAUGUAAUCCUUCCGCGGUUUUUAGGACAGCGCAUGUAAAAGGUAUUGGAUUGUAAUCGUAUUACUGUUGUCUCGUAAUAAAUGCUGCUUAUAUGCGCCGUAAGGUCGCGUAGCCUUCCUCAGAGAAGAAGAACGGUGAUCGAGUCGAGGUGAGGCCAGGCAUCUAUACGCCAGGUUCCGUUCA